AUGCUCAACUGGAUACCCAUCGACAUCACUCGGAAACACGGCAAUGUAAGCGAUAUACCGCAAGACCAUCGACGCGGUCACUGGAAAAAACACGGCGAGUCCCCUUUCCCGACACCCGUCGCGCUCCAUGACGCUAGCCUGUUGAUUUGUUGCACCGUGUUGCGGCGCAUAUUCACCGUCACUGCUCUUGCUACUAUCCUCGAUUCUAGGACGGCAGGACGCGCACCAGAGCGGCGCGCACGAGACCACCCAUUUACUAGGCACACAGCCGACAUAAAGUUCGUCACCGCAGACGGCGUGGAGUUCAAAGUUCACUCUGUUAUCCUGUCCGAGGCAUCUCCGCUAUGGGAGAGCAUGUUCCGUCUCCCGCAGCCAAGUGAUGCAGAGGGAGAGACAUCCAGCGAUAUACCCUCCAUUGAGGUCAUCGAAGACAGCGUGACGAUCAACAACCUCCUGAGCAUGUGCUACCCCAUGCAGCGUCCCGUCCUGUACGAUCUUGACGAGGUGCGCGAUACACUGAAGGCCGCAAUCAAGUACGACGUACCGCAUGUCAUCACGCUGCUCAAGGAGUCGGCGCUGUCGUUUCUGCGCGCUGCACCGCUCCGAGUGUACGACCUCGCGUGCUACAACGACUGCGAGGACAUCGCAUUGCAAGCUGCCCGAGUGGUACUGUCGAACAGCUCCCAGUUGGGUGCGCGCUUUCCCAUGCUGUAUAAGAGAGACAUGGAGCACCUCACAGCAGGCUGCUACGAGCGGCUCCUGGGAUAUUGCAAGGCGGGCGGGAGGGUAGACGAUAAGUACAGGUUCUGCUCUCCACAACCCGACCAAUAUGCAGCCACAGAGAACCACGAGGGAGCCGAAAACGAGGAGAACCUUUCAAACUUCCUCCGCCCUCAUGCCUACGACAUGGCCGCAGCGGACGUGGUCCUGCGUUCCAGCGACAGCGUGGAAUUCGAAGUGCACAGACUGGUGAUGGCCGCAUCAUCUCCCGUCUUUCGGGAUAUGCUGUCGCCCUCGUCAGGCAGACCUGCGGAUGCCGCGCCGGUGCAGCUGUCCGUGCCGGCUUGCGUUGUCUCGCCCUUCCUGAAGCUGUGCUACGGACAACUCAGCGACGAGAUCGUCCUGCACGACGUCCGCGAGGCGCUCCUGCUGUAUGCGACGGCACAGAAGUACCAGGUCCCCUCGGCGCGGGUAGACGCCCAAGUCGACGCGCUGAUAGACCGCGACCCGCUGCGCGCGUACUUCGCCGCCUACUGCUACGAGCUGGAGGCACAGGCGAACUGCGCGGCGCGGAAGCUCUUCGGGCGCGAGCUGGUGCCGGGGACGUGGUGCCCCGAGAUGGAGACCGCGCCCGCAUUGGCGUACCACCGCCUCUUUCGUUUCUUGCAGGCCUGCGGCGAGAACGCGGCGCGCCUCACGAACGACGUGCGCUGGCUCCCUGCUCUCUGUGCAUUGCGUAUAAACUCAAGGUGCGUCGAGAAACGGCAGCCAGCGCCUUCGGACCCGGAUGCGAGGCCGUGGACCGGCGUGGUCCCGACGUGCUGGUGGACGCCUCUGAUGCGGGAGCACAUGAAGAAGCGGCUCACUGCGGGACUGGAUAUCCGCAUGGAUCGAGGAAUGAGUCGCCGGCAAUGA
Postia placenta MAD-698-R-SB12 is the source of this 1635-nucleotide messenger RNA. RefSeq lists its product as hypothetical. Gene Ontology annotation, molecular function: protein binding. The transcript is spliced from 5 exons. The coding region runs from base 1 to 1635 and encodes 544 amino acids. NCBI's taxonomy places the organism in Eukaryota, Fungi, Basidiomycota, Agaricomycetes, Polyporales, Adustoporiaceae. The record is from RefSeq and is a predicted model, not a curated record.